GACCAUAAAGUGAAUUAUAUAAGAUUCAGAUUAAUUUGGAGAAGCAGGAUAACUCUAGACUGAGCACCUUGCCAUUUGUGUGACAUAAAAGUCUCUAAAAUUGGAUAGAAUGUUGAAAGGGAUAUUCCUGUGUGUAUUACUUGCUGUGCUCUCUGCAAACUCAAUGGCACAGCCUACUGGAUCUGCAGACCCAGAUGCGAUUAUGGAACGAGAAGUUCGGGGAGUUCUUUCUAAUGUCAUAGGUUAUCUCAAAAAACUUGGAACAGGUGCUUUAAAUGCUGUAUUGAAACAAAAACGAGAAGCCAAACUUCCCAAUUCUGAGGCUAUCAAUUAUGCUCAUUCCAAGAGAUUUCUUUCAUUUCUUCUUGGGCCAUUGAUAGAUUUGAUUAGCAAGGGAAAACGUGAUGCUAACAGUACGUAAGAAAUACCCUGGUAUGGUAAAUGGAUAAAAUGGGGCAGAUUAAUCUUGAAAGUCACAGUGCGGAAGAUUAUCAUUUUGAGACACUGAGACCUACAAAAAUAUACCCCUAUUUCAGUCCACAGGAAAUAAAAUAAAUGUAUUAUCCCGAAAA
Xenopus laevis (African clawed frog) is the source of this 572-nucleotide messenger RNA. RefSeq names its product preproprotein pGQ L homeolog (gene pgq.L). The coding region runs from base 110 to 421 and encodes 103 amino acids. The transcript is spliced from 5 exons. The record is from RefSeq and is a predicted model, not a curated record. Lineage: Eukaryota; Metazoa; Chordata; Amphibia; Anura; Pipidae.